Molecule: messenger RNA, 1086 nt
Organism: Besnoitia besnoiti
Lineage: Eukaryota; Apicomplexa; Conoidasida; Eucoccidiorida; Sarcocystidae
Exons: 1
Coding region: 1-1086 (361 amino acids)
Source: RefSeq, a predicted model, not a curated record
AUGACGCGCGCCGACGUUCUGAGUGCGGGCGCUGAGCCUCUGCCAACUCGCCCAGUGUGCGCCUCCGCCGUCGGCGAAUCUGCAGCGCUCGAAGAGGACGCCGCCCUGGCGGCAACUGCCGCAGGCAAGUCGGCGCAAACCCGGCACGUCCCCGGGCUCGAGAGCGUGCUUUCUGAAGUGCUUUUGCACCCAGACGCUUUGAAGGCUGUCCAGGCUGCGCAGAAGGAGGACUCAGAAGAUGCGUGUGCGUUCGGCUCGCCCGCGCUUCCCGCGUACCACGCCCGUCUCGUGGCGGCUGCUGGCUUGAACGGGCGGUCACACCCGGUGUCCCGCGGUCUUCCGUCCGCCACUGAUGACCUCCGUGUCGCCCGGCGACUGGCGAAGGCGGAGGAUCACGAGUCGGCGCCGCAGAAGGCGAAGGGCGCCGGCGCCGAGGGGCGCUGCGAGCGCGGAGGCAUCGGAGGCAAGCGAUACCGCUCGCCGCCGGUGUCUUCCAACAGCUCGCCGACGUUUCUGCGUGGGGACUACCUGCCCGCGCAGGCCGCCCCGGAGGCUGAGGCGCUCUCGCGGAGCGCGAAGCGCGCCAAGUCCCAGCGGUGGGCGUGGGACGACGACCCCGCGUUUCGCAUCCAGGACCCCGCGACGUGGUCAAAAGAGUCGAUCGCCAAGUACAUCGACGACUUGGUUCUCCACGGCCCGCCCCAGUGCGACUUUACGCACUUUGUUCCGCCCCUGACCAACAAGCGGCGGUUUUCGCUUCGCGAGCUCUGUGUGGGCAUCGAGGAGCGCCGCCAAGACCGCAAGUGGAUGCUCUACUCGACUAGCGCAGACGCAGUCUUCUGCUUCCCGUGUCUGCUUUUCUCGCCAAGAGUGUCAAAGUUCGUCAGUGAAGGGUUCUGCCUCUGGCGCAACCAAGGCAAGCGCUACCGCGAGCACGAAACCUCUUCUGAGCAUCGGGCAGCGGUCAUGAAACUCGACAUCCGACGCAAGGCCAUCACCGAUAGCUGCAUCGUGCUGUCUCUGCUGCAGAAAGUGGGGCGCGCUGGGCUCUUGCCUCUCGAUGACGGAACGCCGGUCCCCGCGUGA